AACAAAUUCAAAGUUUAAAUAUUGAGGUUACGCUCAAGAUCUGUUGAUUUUUUAGAGAAUCUAUUGUAAAAUGGAGAGCGAGUCUAGCAAUAGGUUUUUGGUGAGCAAUUGGGAGGAAGAUUUGGAGGAUUACGAUGUUGAGACGAAUCCCCAUGAAACUGUGGAGAAGGAGAUUCUGUGGGCUGCGGAGGAGGGAAAGCUGGAGAAAUUGAAGGAGCUACUGAAAGCCCACCCGAACUUGGUGCAUUACAAGGAUAAGGAUGGAUACACGCCUCUGCACAGAGCCUGCUAUGCUAAUCAUUUGGAAAUUGUCGAUUACUUGUUGAAAAUGGGUGCGGACAUUGGGGCCAAGACUGAGAUGCUCUGGGAACCGUUGCAUUCAGCUUGCCAAUGGAACCAUAAGGAAAUUGUGGUUAAAUUGCUGCAGCACGGCGCUGACGUCAAUGCACUCAGUCAAGGGAAACAAACCCCAUUGCAUAUAGCCGCUUCUCAUGGGUCUUGCUAUGAUACUGUGCAAGUGCUGUUGAUGCAUCCGUACAUCAAGCCAGAGCUUCAGAAUAAUUCCAAUGAAACAGCUUAUGAUAUUGCAAGGAGGAGUUCCAAGUAUUACAAUAUUUUUCUAAUGGCUGAUCCACUGAUUGAAGCAAUCCCAUAAAAUUUUGAUUUGAACAUAUCAUUUGUGUCUUACUUAUAAAUUAAUAAA
This is a messenger RNA of Nicrophorus vespilloides, 703 nucleotides long. Its product is annotated as ankyrin repeat domain-containing protein 49-like. Lineage: Eukaryota; Metazoa; Arthropoda; Insecta; Coleoptera; Silphidae. The transcript has 3 exons. The record is from RefSeq and is a predicted model, not a curated record. Gene Ontology annotation, molecular function: protein binding. The coding region runs from base 71 to 655 and encodes 194 amino acids.